Messenger RNA from Rhodamnia argentea, 3597 nucleotides. RefSeq names its product probable starch synthase 4, chloroplastic/amyloplastic. The transcript has 16 exons. Bases 16 to 3168 code for a protein of 1050 amino acids. NCBI's taxonomy places the organism in Eukaryota, Viridiplantae, Streptophyta, Magnoliopsida, Myrtales, Myrtaceae. Gene Ontology annotation, molecular function: alpha-1,4-glucan glucosyltransferase (UDP-glucose donor) activity. The record is from RefSeq and is a predicted model, not a curated record.
GCCUCCGCAACUGCGAUGACUGUAACAAGCGCCGUUUCGGCACUGGCUAAUGGUGGUUGCUCGGUGAAGAAGAUACCGUUGUCCGAGCAUUGCGAUCGGGGUCCAAUGGCCGCGGCGAUGUCCACGUGCUUGCUGAGUCGGGGGCUGAGUGGACCGAGCCGGAGGGACUCGAGCUUCCCGCGGCCCUUCGCUUCGCUCGCCUCUCACCGCCGGGUUCUCCCCGCUUCCUGCAAGAUGCGGCAGCGCAGUCUCAGUUCUCGGAGUAGGAGACCGCAAGUUAAGAAGGCUUCGCCGGAUAGGCCGCCUUCGAUUGUUGUUAAUGGAGAGGGCGAAGGCGGUGGUGCUUCGGCCGAGAGCGCGCGUAGCGCCGAUCAGGAAAUUGUGUCUGAAUCUGAGGAAGAUGAUUCCGAUGGAGUCGUGAUCGAUGUGGAGAAUGAGAAUGUUGAUACAGAAGAAGUUUCUAACAGUACGGCGUUGGAGACAAAUUUGGCGAUUGUCAGUGAUACGGGGCAGCACUUAUCCAGUAUUCAAGUUGAUGAUCUGAUGGGCAUGAUAAAGAGUGCGGAAAAGAAUAUUCUACUCCUCAACCAAGCCAGGGUGAGUGCACUUAAGGAUCUUGAUAACAUACUCUCUGAGAAGGAAGCACUGCACGGAGAAAUUAACAAUUUGGAGAUGAAGUUAGCAGAAACGGAUGCACGAAUAAGAGUUGCUGCCCGGGAAAAGAUGCAUGCAGAACUUUUAGAAGAUCAGUUAGAGGAGCUACGGAGCGAAUUGAUACAAAGAAGUGAGCUAAGCAUUGAAAAGAAUGAGCAUAGUAUUUAUGAGAAUCAGAACAUCCAAUUGAAUGCAGAAAAACCUUCAUCGUAUCAAACUAGCUCUCAUUUCCUUAGUAAGGAGCUUAGUUCCCUGAGGGCAGAGAAUAUCUCUCUAAAAAGUGACAUCGAAGCCCUUAAGGCAGAGCUUAAUAGUGUUAAGGACACAGAUGAGCGUGUGAUGAUGCUGGAAAAACAAAGGUUCCAUCUUGAGUCAGCUCUAAAGGAUCUAGAAUCUAAACUUUCAGUUUCUCAGGAAGAUAUUUCCAAACUUCCAUCUUUAAAGUUUGAGUACAAGGACCUAUGGGAAAAGGUAGAAAAUUUGCAACCAUUGCUUGAUAGGGCCACUGCACUGGCUGAUCAAGCUAUUGUAGGGUUACAGCAAAACCAGGUACUGCGGAAGAAGGUUGAUAAGUUGGAAGAGACUCUUGAAGAAGCCAACGUUUACAAGGUGUCCUCUGAAAAAUUGCAGCAAUAUAAUGAACUGAUGCACCAAAAGAUUAAGCUGUUAGAGGAGCGCCUUCAGAGGUCGGACGAAGAGAUUCAUUCGUAUGUUCAGUUAUAUCAGCAAUCCGUUAAGGAAUUUCAAGAUACUCUCAAUACCUUGAAAAAGGAAAGCAGGAAAAGGAUGCUUGAUGAACCGGUGGAUGAUAUGCCACAUGGAUUUUGGAGCCAUUUAUUGUUGAAGUUUGAUGGUUGGUUACUUGAGAAAAAAAUAUCUGCUGAUGAUGCUAAGCUUUUGAGAGAAAUGGUGUGGAAAAGGGAUAGACACAUUUGUGAUGCGUAUAUGGAAUGCAAAGACAAAAGUGAACGCGAGGCCUUGGCCAUCUUUUUAAGACUCGUAUCAGCACCCUCGAGCCCAGGAUUGUAUGUCGUUCAUAUAGCUGCAGAGAUGGCACCUGUUGCUAAGGUUGGUGGGUUGGGGGAUGUCGUGACUGGUCUUAGCAAGGCACUCCAGAAGAGAGGACACCAUGUUGAGAUUAUUGUUCCGAAAUAUGACUGCAUGCAAUAUGACCGUAUGCUCGACCUAAGGGCCUUAGAUGCUGUUGUAGAAUCUUAUUUUGAUGGCAGACUGUACAAAAACAAAGUCUGGGUUGGCACAAUCGAUGGCCUUCCCGUUUUUUUUAUUGAGCCUCUUCAUCCCGAUAAGUUCUUCUGGAGAGGACAAUUCUAUGGAGAGCAUGAUGAUUUCAGGCGGUUUUCAUUUUUCAGUCGUGCAGCAUUGGAGUUGCUUCUUCAAUCUGGCAAGAGACCUGACAUUAUCCAUUGCCACGAUUGGCAAACAGCUUUUGUUGCACCAUUGUAUUGGGAUUUGUAUGCCCCAAAAGGCUUGGAUUCUGCAAGAAUUUGCUUUACAUGCCACAACUUUGAGUAUCAAGGGACUGCACCUGCUUCGGAAUUGGCAUCAUGUGGUCUCGAUGUUCAAGAACUAAACAGGCCAGAUAGAAUGCAGGACAACUCUGCACAUGAUAGGGUCAAUCCUGUAAAGGGUGCAGUUGUCUUUUCCAAUAUUGUCACAACAGUAUCUCCAACCUAUGCACAGGAGGUCCGGACAGCUGAGGGUGGAAAGGGUCUGCAUUCAACACUGAAUCUCCAUAGUAAAAAGUUUGUCGGAAUUCUUAAUGGUGUCGACACAGAUGAAUGGAAUCCUGCAAUUGAUGCUUUCCUUGAAGUUCAGUACAGUUUUAAUGAUAUCCAAGGAAAAGCAGAAAAUAAACGAGCAAUAAGGAGGCAACUAGGUCUCUCUUCUGCAAAUGCCUCGAAACCAAUGGUGGGCUGCAUAACAAGACUGGUGCCACAAAAGGGUGUACAUCUUAUUAGGCAUGCUUUGUACCGAACACUGGAGCUUGGAGGGCAGUUUCUACUACUUGGUUCAAGUCCUGUGCCACAUAUUCAGAGGGAGUUUGAGGGUAUUGCAAAGCAAUUUCAAAAUCAUGGUGACAUUCGGCUGAUAUUGAAGUACGACGAGUCUCUUUCCCAUCGCAUUUUCGCAGCAUCUGAUAUGUUAAUCAUUCCAUCAAUCUUUGAGCCUUGUGGUCUCACCCAGAUGAUAGCAAUGAGGUAUGGAUCAAUACCCAUUGCAAGAAAGACAGGUGGACUAAAUGACAGCGUUUUCGACGUAGACGAUGAAACUAUUCCUUUCCAGUUUCGAAAUGGAUAUACAUUCUUGAAUGCCGAUGAACAGGGAGUGAACGGUGCUUUGGAACGUGCAUUUAACCACUACAACAAUGACCCACAGAGCUGGCAGCAGCUAGUUCACAAGGUCAUGAACAUUGAGUUCAGUUGGGAUCCUUCAGCAUCACAGUACGAGGAACUCUACUUGAGAUCUGUGGCAAGAGCUAGGGCAGCACGAUGAAGCUAAGAUUGCUCGACAAUGGUUUGUGAUGGAGCAAGUGCUUGUUCUGUCAACCAGAGUAUUCUCAAUGGCACAGUUUUCUACAUGGCGGGUGCAGGAUAAAUUUCAGUCAAUGUGUGGACAUUCAGAGAAACCUAGAUAUCAAUCUUGCGCAGCUGAAUGGAGAGUUCAUCCUCAAUGUCGUAAUGUUCUCUCAUCAUUUUUGACAGAGCAGUGCCAUUGAUUGGUACAUACUUGCAGCACAUCGUAGCCUAUGCAAUUUGUGUUCAUAUUCUUUAAAUUAUUCUUUCACUCGUUGUAUGGCAGCAGGCGAUGUCUGCGCCGCUUCUUUUAAGCUAUAAACAACGAAAAGUUGUGUGUAUAUAUAACUGUAUAAAGUGUUGUAACAUUUCGGAUAUGAGCAUGACCAUGUUCUUUUCAUUGGUUCUA